AUGCAAGUUGGCAGCGUUGUUGCGAUCUUCCUUUGUGCUUUGGCACUAAUUGUGUCAAGUCAGCCAUGGGACGGCCGUUACAAGAAGCUUGAUGUGAAUGAUGAGAAAAUAAAGGUUGGAUUUGCAGCCAGUAAAUAUAUUACGUUUUGCAAGCCAUUGGCUCAUGCUCAGAAAUAUCCAACUCAAUUCCAAUGGUCGGAGUUGGCGAAUAAGGCAGUGGAGAAAAGCAAUGAAAAAUCGCAAUUCCCGUCUUGGCAUGCUCUCAAAGAGAUCGUUAGUGCGAAAGUGCAAGUCGGUGGUACGCAAAAUACCGUACUCGAGCUGAAUCUUCAUCCAACGAAUUGUAAGAAUGAGGUGCCAAAACCAAAAACGGAAUGUGAGAUGAUGAAGAAUACAAUAGGACAGUUCAAAGAAAUCUUGUUCGAUGAGUAUAUUGCUAUCAAUAUGCAAAUGAAAGCAGUUGAAACUGGAACGAGUCGUCUGUGCGCUUAUGAGAACGAUCGCGUUGCAAGUACAAAAAGGUAUCAGUCAAAUUCCAGCGCAAAAGCCGAUAUAAUGCACCCAUACGAAGUGAGUGUACUGAUUUUAUGCUUGAUAAGCAUAAGAAAGAUACAAGGUGAUGCCGAAGAUGGACGCAAGAAUGAAGAUGUUAAUGAUCCAAUCAUACAGACGUUAGCUGACCGGGCGGUCGAUCAAAUCAACAAAGAAUCGAAAGGUGACUACCGAUCGGAACUGAUAAAAAUUGUCAGUGCUAAAACUCAAACAAUCAACGGCAAAACAACUACACUCCUGUUGCUCACUCAACGUAACUACUGUCCUGUUUCUAAGUCAGGGAGACGGAAGUGCUUCACUCUGCCAACCGCAUUUCAGAGGAUUUAUGAAAUUGCAGUCGAGUACGCACCGAUGCAGACAUCGCAAACGCCUCGAAUGAUCAGCUCGCAUAAGCCUCCGGUGAUCAAAGUAGUGAGAUGGAUUCCAUCAAAUGGCGGAAGCGUCUCGAAAAGCAAAUGUAGCAAAUAA
This is a messenger RNA of Anisakis simplex (herring worm), 1020 nucleotides long. The record is from the annotation of a GenBank genome assembly. NCBI's taxonomy places the organism in Eukaryota, Metazoa, Nematoda, Chromadorea, Rhabditida, Anisakidae.